Callithrix jacchus (white-tufted-ear marmoset) is the source of this 1833-nucleotide messenger RNA. Lineage: Eukaryota; Metazoa; Chordata; Mammalia; Primates; Cebidae. The record is from RefSeq and is a predicted model, not a curated record.
AGAUGGGAGCUUGGAAGGGCUUGGCAGGUAGAGGCUGCUCCAUGUGGAACCUGAGGGAGUCUGUCCUCAGCCCACCUCCUGGGACAUUUCCUAGCCAAGCCAGGGGACUUUCAGGAUUGGAGACCCGUAAAUCUUCAAGGUGAGAGUGCUGAGCUGGCCAUCCUGGGUGACAGGACACUGGAGUCUUCAGCUGUCCAGAAGAUCCGUCUGGCAGGUAAUGGGGACAUGAAGGAAGAACCAGCUGCAUAAUUGGGUUGUUGCCACAAGUCACAGGCCCUGGGAGGUACAGGGGGCUCCCUGUCCCCCAGCCUGGACUUCCAGCUCUUCCAAGGUGACCAGGUGGCCCAGACUCUCCUGUGGGGAAUAAGAAUAAGCCUCAUGCAACAGGCUUGGCUGGAUGACCAUGGCCUUGGACCUUAGUCUUCUCAGCUUGCAGACCACUUCCAGACACACUGGAUGCUCAUGGCCCAUCCUGUGCCAGCUGGCUGUGUCCCUUGCCACUGGCACUAGGCAGGUCUGCCCUGCUAGCCUGCCUACAGGACCUGGACCUGAACUUGUGCACCCCACAGCCAGCACCCCUGAGCACAGCCCUGCAGGGCCUCCAAGAGGACACCUUGAGCAUGAAGCACCAGCCACCAGGGUUGCAUACUAGAUCCACCGAGGACAACAAACUCACAGUCAAGCGCCCAUGGAAUAAGGACGAGAUGGGAAAACAGCCAGAAAAAGCUGGCGAGGGGGCCCCCUGCCAAGCCUUCUUGCCUCAUAACAGCUCUUCCCCACCACCGCUGCAGAAUAGAAAGAGCCCCAGACCCUUGGCUUUCUGCCCCUGCCCCCCUGCCACCUCCAUCUCCAAGGAGCUCCCAUUCCGCCUCCAUACCUUCUACCCUGGAUACCCACUUCUCCUGCCUCCACCCUACCCAUUCACCUAUGGAGCUCUACCUUCUGACCCAUGUCCCCACCUCCUUAUGCUGCCCCAAGAUACCUCUUACCCCACCAUGGCUAUGCCUGGCCUGAUGAUGAUGGUCAAUGAAGCUGGGCACCACAGCGCUGGGUGGGAGACCCUGCUUUCCUACCCAAGGGCCUUCCAAGCCUCUGGCCAAGCCCCACCUUCCCAGGCCCGAAAUCAAGGCACUGGAGCUGCCCCAACUGACUCCCCAGGCCUGAAGCGUGGUGGCAUGGCAUCUCCAGCAAGGCAGUUCCCUGUGAGUUCCCGGACAGGCGCUGCAGCCCUGCCUUACCCGCUGAAAAAGGAGAAUGGCAAAAUCCUGUACGAGUGCAACGUAUGUGGCAAGAGCUUUGGGCAGCUCUCCAAUCUCAAGGUCCACCUGCGUGUGCACAGCGGGGAGCGCCCAUUCCAGUGUGCCUUGUGCCAGAAGAGCUUCACCCAGCUCGCCCACCUGCAGAAGCACCACCUGGUGCACACUGGGGAGCGGCCCCACAAGUGCCCGGUGUGCCGCAAGCGCUUUAGCAGCUCCAGCAACCUCAAGACUCACCUGCGCCUGCACUCGGGGGACCGGCCCUUCCAGUGCAGGGUCUGCCGGAGUCAAUUCACUCAGCACAUCCACCUGAAGCUGCACAAUCGGCUGCAUGCCCCACAGCCCUGUGGCCUGGUGCACACUCAGUUGCCCCUGGACCCUCCGGCCUGCCUUGCCCAGUGGCACCAGGGGGCACUAGAUCUUAUGGCGGUGGCAUCAGAGAAACACAUGGGCUGUGACAGAGGAGGUCAAGGUGUCCUUGACAUCCCAGGGGAAAGCAAGAGCAGUGAGCCCCCUGAGCAGUGCCAGGACUCCCCUGGGAGGGGGCAGGGGCAGAACAAUUAAAAGCGUUUCUUCU